AUGAGAGUUGGAGUAGCAGCUCAGCUCAGCAGCAGAACGCUCAAUGUUGGCUACUUGAGAGCGAACUACACGACAGUCUGAAGAAAGCGUUCCAACAGUGAAGACGCAAAAUUGUACAGCGUGUGGUAUUUCAAAAGUCGUUUUAACGAUAGGGUACCCCCACCCCAUACUCUACAUAUUACUCUCUUGUGUGCAGUGUAGACAUACAAGUUGAAAAGCUAUUAAUCUCAAAAACGGGAGGCGAGGAGAGUUUUGCGAGAGAGACAAAAACGAAAUAAGAAGUUAUUGAGGGUGAAAAACUAUUCUGGAUUUAUUGACAAUAUUUUGACAAAUUAACAGGACGCUCUUGCGAAGAUAUUUAAAUUGAAUGGUGUGGUGUAUCUUCCUAGUAAUAAAGAGGAGUGAUAUAGACAAUGGACUGUAGAAGAUGUGGUAUUGCUGAAUCUUCGCGCUGACACUAGACGUCUCACAAGUUUAACUGUUAUUUGUCAGCGAAUAUACUUUUUUUUACAACUCCAUGUUCUUAAUUUUUCGUGUUGUAAUCUAAGACAGUAUAAAUUGGACUCCACACACACGUUAAUUAUUUUUUUGACGUAACCUACAUUCUUCUGCGUAAAGUGCAAGAGACAAAAAAAAAUAAUACAAAAGUGGAGGAAAAAGAAAAAGGCUAGCGGCAAGGCCGAGCAGUAUAUAACUUCUCUGAAUGUGAUUUAAAGUGAUUGGUGUGACUUAUUGAGCCAAUUUUUUGCAGUCUUCACCAAUCAUCCAACUGAUUGGCGGGAGCCCAGCAAUAAGUGUUGUACAAUAAUCGGGGUGAAUAGGAUAAUUUCACAGAUUGCUUAGCUGAGUGUAAUUCAGCUUUGAUAUUUUUAAAAAUAGAGAUUAGUGCAAGAGAAAGAGAGUGAAGCUUAUUGAAUGUAAAUAUACCUUUAACAGAAGGAACUAUAUAUGUGCUGCGGUUGGACUAUUUUUAGGACACCAAAAUAUAUAGCAUCACACAUUUUUAUGCUGCCGCUUUUCACUCUCAAGUGUGUUGUGCUUUUCUGUAGUAUUGUGUGAUUUUUUGGAUACAAAGAGGACGGCGUACGCUUGAUCAAAUUGUGUCAAUUGCGGUCACACCACAAUUAAUAUUUCUGUGCCCGCCAGAAGCAACAGCGUCAACAAAGAACUCGCAACAGACUACGCGAGAAUUCUGUCUGAAGGACUUACAGUACUAUAUACCACAAAAUCCUCCUUACAUCAAAUAAAAUCAAUUUGGUGUGGAAAAUUAGCACAUGAGACAUAAUUUGUGAAUAAACUCCCCACAAACAGAAAAUUGUUUGAUGAUACAGAGGGGAGCGAGAGAAACUGUAAGCUGUAUUGUCACGCACAAUUUAUAUUCAAUUACUAUCGGAAAUAAGUGAGCGAUAAACUUUCAAGGUAUCCACAUUUAAUAUUUACCGUGGAUACUCACAGUGUGGUGUACUUGAUACGGGCGCUUUGAAGAUUGAAGUAAAGAGAAGAAAAAAAAAACAAUAGAAACACAAAAAAGUGUUGAAUUCACAAAUAGUGAAAGGUUUGAGAGACUGAGGUGUGUGUGAAGAAUUUUUGGCAAGGUGACUACGUAGGUGUUGGAGACUGAUAAAGGGGGAGAGCCAAGUGCAUCGAUCUCGAAACUAUCAGGCAAAAGCAGUUCAACAGCUGAUAGAGGUGAACACUGUUCUCUCGCAUCGGUUUAAAUGCCCCCAAGUUUAAGUAUUAUACAUUGAAUGGUGUGCGUGCCUGAGACCGCCAGCUAGAAAGUUCCUCGUUAACAAUCGACCAUCAACACACUCGCGAAUCGAGUUAUGCUGUCGAUGGAGCAUAGAGAGGAACCGUGAAGUGUGAACGCUGCAUAAAAUUACGCUUCAUUUCAACCGUAAGUGAAUCCAAAGUUGAUUUGGAACUCUCUGGAGCACACACCCCGUAUAAACAUUUGUUUAGAGAACAAGGGGGGUGUUUGGAAAUUCCAGAGCACCGCGAAUAAAGCCCCAUCAUCCAGGUGUUUGUACAUCAAGCUGUAAGACGAAGAAGAAUCUUGUGAUACGGAGAGAAGAGAGAGGCAUAUAGAGGACAAAAUAGGGAGAUUCCCAUAAAAAGAAAGAAGCAAAAAUUCCAAGGGAUUUUCUCAAUCAAAUUACUUCUACGGUGUGAACAUAUUUUCACACAUAUACACUGCGAACGAAUGAAAAAAGUAAUUUCAUAUUAAAUAAUAAAUAUUGUACCACCAUAUACAAACGAACCGUAAAAACCCAUAAACGCUUAAGAGGGAAAACCAUAUCUCAACAAUAUAUAUACAUACAUAUAUAGUUACUAUAUUAUCACAUCUACAACAAUAUAAAUAACACUGUGAAAAAAAACGUGAGGAGAGACCCAUAGCCGAAGCGGUAAAGCAGAAGGCAAAGCGAGCAAAAAAAAUCAAAUACAGAGCCAACAAACAAGUGAAGGAGAAAUCAUCAUCUGCACACAUUUGCAAACAUGACUCUCCCCACCACCACACUAAAUGCUUCCGAUGACGAUUCGGAUAUGUUCGGACCGCCGCGUUCAUCACCUUUGCGACACAAUAGGCCACGGGUGCCGAUGAUUUCGGCAAAAUUGCGCCUGAGAGAGGAGAGGAAAAGGAUAUUACAAUUGUGUGCACACAAACUUGAAAAGAUUAAGGAUUCAGAGGCAAAUCUGAGACGGAGUGUUUGCAUCAAUAACACAUAUUCGCGGCUAACGGAUGAAGUGCGGAGGGAGAAGCAGAGCAGAUAUUUAGCAAAUUUACCAAAAUCAGAGACGUCCGAAAUGGACAAUCCCUCACAAAUUAGCAGCUCGUCAAGCAACAAAUGUGAUGUUCCCGCCACGACAGUAAAACCCAAGCGUGUCUCAUCGGCAACAGAUGCUGAUCUCGAGACCCUAGACCGUGAGAUCAAUGCACUGGAUGCAGCAAUGCCACUCGUUGAUCCGGAAAUAACGCAGGGGGCUGAACAGCUGGAGAAGGCAAUGGUGUCGCGCAAAAGGACGCGAAUGGAGGAGGACAACGAUCGUUUGGUACGUGAAGCACUGUCCCAAUUCUACCUGCCAAGUCCACGACUCCUAUCCGGUAUCGAUGAUUGCCCCCUUGUGGCGGAAAAGAGGCCCAAAACGGACAUCGAGCUAGACCUCAAUCUCGAUCUCAACCAAAACCAGCGUGAAUUUGAAGUUAUCAUGGAGACACUACGACUGGGUGAUUCCUGCGGCCAAGCCGCCAUGAUGAGUGACAAUGGUGUGUUCCACAACUUGGUCGUAGCGUCGCUGGAAACGUGAAACAGGUUCCCCCAUGGUGAUUUUCAGUACAUCAACUAACAUUGAAAGUCAUCAUAAGAUAACAAAUUUUGUUUUUCGUUAUAUUUUAAUUCUUUCCAAAAAAAAAGAGAUGAAAUCAUCGAUUUUUCAUGAAAAUGAGAAAAAAAUGCGCUAAACAAAGAAAGGGAUAGUGUGUUGAGUUCAGUAGUAUACGGUCGUCAAUGCAAUUAUAAAAUUGCCAAUUCUCCUUUAGCAAUUCACUUUAGAUGUUACCGUGCAAUCUCAAUGCGUCGCCAAUGCUUUUGCUACUUUUAUCCCUCCUUCGUACACAUUUCUGGAGUUUUUUUCUCCUUUUCUUUUCUUCAUCGGCUCCACUCAAAUGUGCAUUGUUGCAAAACAUUCACUCCAACCAUUUCGAGCAAACAUUCACGUUAUAGAGGCGUAUUUCACUUUUUAUAUUACAAACUUUUUUUUUUGUUUUCUCGCGUCUUUGACAAAAAUCCAAACUCUCCAAAAAUUGUAAGCUAUAUACCAUUUUUACAAUUUAUAUUCGGCCCGAUUUUUUGAGCACAUAUACACACACAUACAGGUAUAAAACACGCACCUUUGAGAUGAUUUUUACAACAAGAAAAAAAAAUGUGAAAAGUUUAUUUCUUUUUGCUUCGUGAGCUUUAUAAUAUCUCACCAUGACACACAAAAAUAUGUCACAAAAUUCCACAAUGAUUUUUUUCUUUAUAGCAAUUAAUUAUUGGUGCGAUAGAGUCAAUUUUCCCGCCGAAAGCUCAAGGUGUAUAAUCAAAAAAUUAUAUUAAGAAUGAUAACAAUCAAAUACCUUACCAAAUUGUGCUCUAUAUUGGGUAGCAGAUAGUCUGCUUAAAGACUUAAUUGAAUGGUAAAUAAAGAAAAAAUACAAAGAAAAGAGAAAUGGUUGGAGAACCUCCCGAAGGAGCAACUCCUAAAAGUAAAAUAAUAAAGCACGAGAAUAUUACCGUAAAAAAAACACAACACAUUAUUGAGCUGUGAUAUUAUUUAAUAAGGAAUUAUAUAAAGUUGUGUAAAACGUAAUAUGACUGGAUAAAUUGCUGCCAACCGGAAGAAUAUAGACGUUAUGUUUUUCUGCAUGUUCUCACUACAUUUUGGACAUUUAGCUUUUUUUCAGACGAUCGUUUCGUUUCACAGUUUUCAUUUAAUUAUGUUGCUUUUGGAGACUAAAAAUUCUAGCAGAUGUAGAUUUGACGUAGAUUUUCUUAUAAUCCAAUUAAUGGUCUCCGUGAAAACCCUUUUAAAAAAUUAAAUUGAAAUGAGGAGUUUCGUAUUAACGGGUGUUUUUUUACUACGCUGACGUUCCGAUUCGUGUGGGAUGUUCUUCAGGUCUCUGAAGUUUCCAAAACAAACGUCGUAUAUGUUUUGUUGCUGAUUUUUGCCCUAAUAAAUUAAAAUCUAAUUUUCUUAAUUUUCAAAUGAUUUUUCUCUUAACUCUUUGCGCUAUUAUCCUCUUCCUUUCUUUCUGUUUUUUCCCUAGAAUUCUUCCUAUAAACUUGUAACUUCUCUCUUUAAUACUUCUUAAGCAUAACUAAAGCAAAAAUUUCGACUAAAUUCACACAGGUAGUGAGGUUUUCCUUUAAUUUCCAGACCAGACGUUUUCUCAAAAUGUCUGCCCUCUUUUUUAAAUAAUUUACCAAAUCUACCGCAGAUGUCGUUCAAGUCGAGAAAGUUUUAAUUCAAAAUUCGUGUUAAUUCCAAAAUUAACGAACAACAGUCAUUCAAUCAACGGGAUGUUUUGGCAAAAGGCAUAUUUUUUGGAAGGUAGAAUAUCACGUUUUUGACAGAUAUGUAUUGUGUGAAAAAUAAGUUUCUAUAAUUUGAAAAUCAACUUACACGCUAUAAGCGAAUAAAACUUAUGCAACAGAUUUAGGAUGCAUUUAGAAUUCAUCAAAACUUUAAGGAUCGUCUGCAACCUCUGACGAAGCAUGAGAAGUCUUAUUGAAUUAGUUUCGGUUAGAUGGAGUUUUGCUGUGCGGGAAAACUGCCAUGAAAAUUUACAGCAAAUUAAAAUGUUCCAGCACAGAACACAAGUCCCUAAAAUUCUCUCUGUGUGUGUCUGCAGGAAAUGCAGGAUAAAAUGGGGUCAAAAUGGGUAUAUUUAUAUAUGGAAUGAGUUUGUGCGAAUGGAACGAAGAAAGAGCUGAUUAGCAAACCUUAAAAUCUAAUUGUACUUGCACACCUUAUAUACCACCCAUGGCAAAAAUCCACAUACACAAUAUUAUUUAUAAAGGUGUAAUGAUAGGAGGAAAAAAAGAGAGUACAUAAAUCAGAGAAAUCAAGGCAGGUUAGUUUAUUAGCACAAAGAGAGGGCAAAGAAGAAGCGAAUAAUAAAAAAAACGGAACAGACUACCAAAAGACACACUCCGGAGGUGAAGCACACACGGUGGAAAAGAGAAAAGAGACACACAGCGAAAAAGAGGAUGAUAAAACUUUCACGCAUCAAUUCUUCGAGUGUGUUAAGAAAUGCCUAGUCCGGGUGUGAGCGUGUUAGUGAAAAUUGUAGCAAGAAGUUGACACCUGUUGCCUGCUUAUAUCUAAUUAAAAUAUUAUAUACACAACACUGUACUAAUUAGAUCCAAAAUGUCCAUUUAGGUGGGAAGAAAAAUGCAAGUGUGCUCAAACAAUACCCAAUGCGCGCGCCUUUUCAGCGCCAAAUAAGGCAUCACAUCGAAUUGAUAUUCCAUGGACGGAUUUCUGUGCCAAAAUACCAUCCAGCUUUUCUUCCAUACACAACACUGUGUCGUCUUCCCCACCCUCCUCCCUCCUCCUCCUCCGUAGAGACCCUAUCGAAUCUCAAAAUGAAAACACUUGCUAUGUGUAGCUAAAAAGACGAAAAAUAUUAUAUACUUUAAAGUAUAUAUUGUUGAAAUUUUUGCCCCUUCUCUCGUGAAAAUUCUUCACGCGUAAAAUCAAUGUGAAAAUCGUUGAUGAAGCAAACAAGCGCUGCGGUAUAGAAAUUAGCACGAACGAGAGAAAGAAACUUUACAUAGUAGUAGAUACAUAAUAUUGUCGAGAAGCGUUAGGAUAGUUUUUUGUUAUUCUUUCUUUUCAUUAAAAAUCAUUUUUCAAUUAAAGGAAAAAUUCUUUUGUGGCAAAAAAUGUUCUUUCGUCUAUGAAUUAAAAAUCUGAGAUAUCUUCUUUUUUGCUUUACUUUAUUUAAUUUUGUUUUAUACCCAAGCCCCGCCUUUAAAUAAAACUAAAUUCAAACAGCAAUUAUACUCCAUUCGAAUUAACUUUGCAACUAAGCUUCACCAUUUUUUGACAAAGAGAAUUUGACCAAUGAGAACUCUCAACUUAAAUUAUUCAGCCAAUCAUAGGUCUUUUUACAUGACAAUUCUUCUUCUUAUUCUUUUCUAUAUCUUUUCUAUUUGUGGUACAAAAUUUAUUCGAAUAGAUUACGAAGGAAUAAUUGAAAAUGAAAUUUAAGUAAAUAUGAGAGGUACCUCGUAGAAUCUACGUCACCAUCUAAAGGAGGAGCUUUAAUGCAAAAUUAAUUUGAACAGACUACACUGUAAUUAGAAACAUCUAAUUACUUAUUUUCCAUUAACUUUCAGUGUAGAAAAUUACUUAAGACAUUCUCCAUUAUUCAAUAUAGCCGAAAUUUCUUAUUAAAACAACCAGGCAAAAUCAAUCAAUAGUGCACCUAAUACCAAAUUAUAUAACAAAAUUUUUCAAUAUAUAAAUCAUACACAUUACAUACAACUGCGUAGAUUUAAAGCUCGUGCAAAAAAAGUGUUAAUGAAACGACUUCCAUGUCUCCAUGAGGCAAAAAAAGUCACAGCUAAUACGUCACAAAAUCUUUACGAUUCUGCGAAGAAAAUUGAGAACACGUCUAUGUAUUCUUCCGUUCUUGCUCUAAAUGAAUAUAUUACGAAUUAUUUACUAUUUAAGUAAGCAUAUUGUUUUGUUUUUCCCUCAUAUUGUGCUAAUGAUUUGGAAAAAAAAUGUGUCUUCUACUGUCUCAAAUUGAUUAACUCCACACUCUAUUCCCUACUUGCGCAUUCUAAUCAAUGUUCUGAGCGACGAAUGAGAAUUAUUUCAUGUCUGGCACGUGCAGAAUAUUCACACACGAGUCACUUUUAGUGAGAAGUGAAAAAUAUAAAAGCUCGCAAUUGUUCGUCUUUGACAUUAUAGAAGCAUAUAAAGGUGGGAUUUUCGAGUUUAAAAAUAAAAAAACUCAAUGUAAAUAAAUAUUUUAAAAGAAAAAAUCUCAUGAAAUUGUAUUUAGGACCAAAUGAAGAAAACAGAAACGUAAAUUUAUUUAUAUGCCAGAAUAUUAAACAAGUAACGUAACAAAAUACAAAAUUAUUGUUAAAAAAAAAAAACCAUGAAAAAAAACUCCAAAAGUGCUUGAAUUAGUGAUUAAUUUUGAAAGAAAAAAAAGAGAAAAUUAUUUAAUAAAAAAAGUGAAAAAUCACAUUUUGUGGGCCACAGAAAUUUCCAUCUAUAUUUUUUUAUGUUCAGCAAAAAUAUCAGAAAGAUUUCAUAUUGAUAUCAAAUUUCUGAUUAUUUAUUGAGUCUUUUUUUUUCUUAAAAAAAAAACUUUGUCUUGUAUAAAUUAAAAAAAAUACAUUAGGUUGCAACAAGAGAAAAAGAAAUGUUAAAAUGGCACACAAAAAAAUUCAAAGAUUAGAAAUCUUGUAAAGAAAAAGAUGUUUAAAAAAAACGAGUCAGUUCCAAAAAGUAGAAUGCCAAUAACUAUUAUUAUAUCAAUUAAAAUAAUAAAAUUAAUGUGUUUAUUCUUACAAAUAGUGAAAAAAAAUGAAAAUUAAAGAAAAAAAGGAAGCAAGAUAUUCACGAGGAAAAAAAUGAUAAAAAAAUCCUCGGAGAAAAAAAUUAAAUUAUAGACAAGAAACAAAAAUGAAACUUAAAGAUUUAUUAUACAAUUAAUUAUAAAUUAUUAUAUAUAAAUUAAAAUAUACAAGAAAACGAUUAAUGAAAAAAAAACAAUGAUAAAAAAUAUUAUAAAUUGUAGUCAAUUAAGGGCAUCUUGUACGUUAUUUUCUCUAUUUUAUUUCAAUUUAUGUAUAUUUUUUCGUUUAAUAGUUUUAUUUUGUUAAAAUAAACUGUGUCUAUUAAUAGAGUAGAAAAAUUACCAAAAUAUAAAUUGAAAUUUUUUGUUUAGACUCCUUCUUUUUAGUUUUCUUUUUUAUUUGUAUUUUGUAUUCUAAUCUUGUGGUUACCGACGUUUUUUUAUACUGCAAAAUGUUUUAGAAAAAUAAUAAUCAAAUAACCCGAAUAGGUUUUUUUUUAUAUUUUGCAUUUUUUUUUGUUUUCAGCUCUUUUUAUUUGACUUUUUUUUAAAAUAAAAUAUAAAUUCUUCUAAAGACUUAUUUGUUCGAUGACAUCUUCACCUUCGAGAAGGGGAAAAAGAAAAGAAAAGAAAAAAAAGUGGAAAUGCGAAGAGCGUGUACGAUGAAAGGUGCAGAGAAGGAAGGUGGAGACAAAGGUGAAAAAAAGUUCAGUAAAGAGAAGUUGAUGGAAGAUGUGAGGAAGUGAGAGUAUUUAGAUGAAAAUAUAACUGUAGCCAGAAAAGUAUAAAUGAUAAUUGACACUUAUAAAGCUACUAUUGAAUACAUAUACUAUACAUAAACUAUAUGUAUGUACUAUAUGGAUAAAUUCAAUAUUAAACUCAAUGGGUAUCAUUUAAUGUUGUGUAGUAGAGUUCCAUCUCCCACAAUAAAUGUACCUGGAAAAAUGAAAACAAA
This is a messenger RNA of Lutzomyia longipalpis, 9038 nucleotides long. RefSeq lists its product as uncharacterized. The record is from RefSeq and is a predicted model, not a curated record. Bases 2497 to 3306 code for a protein of 269 amino acids. The transcript has 2 exons. NCBI's taxonomy places the organism in Eukaryota, Metazoa, Arthropoda, Insecta, Diptera, Psychodidae.